Messenger RNA from Fusarium sp. VM40, 1038 nucleotides. The record is from the annotation of a GenBank genome assembly. NCBI's taxonomy places the organism in Eukaryota, Fungi, Ascomycota, Sordariomycetes, Hypocreales, Nectriaceae.
AUGUCAUCUCCUCAACCUCCUCCAAGCGGCGUCUGGGCACCCGCAAUCACCUUUUUUGACCAGGAAACAGACACAUUGGAGACAGAUGCUCAAGCGGCAUACUACUCGUAUCUAUCAAAGACUGGCCUUGCUGGCCUAGUCGUCCUCGGCACUAAUGCCGAAACGUUUCUGUUAACACAAGAAGAGCGAAAGACAUUGCUUCAAACAGCUCGCAGAGCAUGUGGACCAUCAUUCCCCAUCAUGGCAGGGGUUGGUGGACACUCAACGAAGCAGGUUUUGGAGUACAUCAACGAUGCAGCCGAAGCCGGAGCCAACUACGUCCUCCUUCUUCCUCCUGCUUACUUCGGCAAGCAGACAACGCCAGAAGUAAUCAAUAACUUCUUCGACGAUGUCGCCAAGAACAGUCAACUCCCAAUCGUCAUUUACAACUUUCCCGUUGUCUGCAACGGCAUCGACUUAGACUCCUCAACCAUUGCCGCUCUGGCAAAGAAGCAUAGCAACAUUGUUGGUGUCAAGUUGACAUGCGGAGCCGUUGCCAAGAUCACACGUCUUGCUGCUGAACUACCAGAGGAGCGCUUCUCGAUUUAUGGGGGGCAGUCUGAUUUCUUGAUAGGAGGACUUGCUGCUGGUUCCCACGGCACCAUUGCUGGCUUUGCCAACGUCGUCCCCAAGACAAUUGUGCACAUCUACAACCUCUACCAAGAGGGCAAGUUCCAAGAGGCCAUGGCCCUACACAAAAAGGCAGCGCUGGCCGAGCAACCCUGUAAGGCUGGAAUUGCAUCCGUCAAGUACGCAGCGACACUCAGCACGGCAAAGGCUGCGGGGAUUAAGGGUGCUGCAGACAAGCUUAAGCCCAGACGGCCUUACGUAGAGCCUACGGAUGCUGCUAAGAGGGACAUCGAAGCGCAGAUUUCAGAGAUGCUGAGCUUCGAGGCUACUCUUAAGUCACCGGCAGAGAAGAAGCAAACAAAUGGGGUGGUGAAUGGGACGAAACUCAAGGCCAUGAAUGGAACGCAGAAUGGCGUAGAGGUACACUAA